AUGAUUAUUCAUCGUUGUUUCAUUUAUGGUCGUCCAUUGACAGCUGUUGAACAAAGCAUACAAGCUUGUAUUAAUCAGGAUAUUAAAAGACAACCAGUAAUUAUCGACACAGACACAGACGUAGAUGACUUAUGGGCAAUUCAUUAUAUUCUUAAUGUACCAACUGUUGAUGUACUUGCAAUAACAACUGCCGGCAAUGGAUACAGUUCACCUUUUUAUUCGGGAUCGAAUGCUCUUACUUUUCUUGAUUUGAUUGGUUGUUCAAAUGGUGUUGGAGUCGGUUAUGGAGUGAAUGAUCCAUUACUGUCAUCUGGCUAUGUAAUUCCACAAUCAUUAUUGGAUUCAAUCAACUCAUAUAUGACUGCUCCGACUUGUCUGAAUCAGUCUUCUAAUAUAUUUCUUCAACCAUCACCAUUCGGUGGGAUUGAAUUGAUAAAACUAAUGUUGAAAUAUUCAAAAGUACCAGUUGAUAUUUUGGCUCUUGGACCUAUGACAAAUAUUGCUACAGCUAUUAGCGAAGAUCGAUCAAUUGUAUCGAAAAUAGGUACAAUUUAUUUUUCGGGUCAGUGGUCAAUUCAAACCAAUAAAUUUAUAUCCUUCUCUCGUACCGAAUAA
This is a messenger RNA of Rotaria sp. Silwood1, 615 nucleotides long. The record is from the annotation of a GenBank genome assembly. Lineage: Eukaryota; Metazoa; Rotifera; Eurotatoria; Philodinida; Philodinidae.